Messenger RNA from Ambispora leptoticha, 1248 nucleotides. Lineage: Eukaryota; Fungi; Glomeromycota; Glomeromycetes; Archaeosporales; Ambisporaceae. The record is from the annotation of a GenBank genome assembly.
AUGAACCAAUUACAGUCUGAAAUCACCCAAUUAGAAUCUAAUCCUGCUAAAAACCAAGCCGAAUUAGAAUCUAAAAGAAAGAAAUUAAAAGAGUUAGAAGAAAAAGAAAAGCAAUUAUUUAAAUCUUUACCAAUAACUACGCAAAUCUCUAACUUAAAAAGAGAAAUCAAAGAUUUAGAAAAUAAGUCCACUCGAACUAAGGCUGAAGAAGCUCUUUUAACUAAAAAAAAGAAACAGUUAGCCGAGUUAUUAAAAAAACAACAAGAUGCUAAUACUAAUAAUAGUGCUAAAUCUAGUUCAUCUUUCUAUGAUUCACUACUAAACUUUCCUUUUGUUAGUGAUAAAGAUAUAAAUAAUGGAAAGGUGCUAAGUCUUUGUUGUGAUAAUUCUCGGUGCUUCCUCGAAUCAUCGAAAAUUUGUUUUUAUCCUAGUCUUAGUUUUUAUUGCAAUAAAAUUGCUCAAAUGAUAUUUUGCGGCGGUGUAGAAGAGCCAUGCGGAGGAAUUAUUAAUGAUACACUAAUUACUGAUUUCAAUUCAAUUGGUUCUUGCAAAAUUGAUUCUAAUAAUAUGGAAAUUUCCUUGACAAAAGCCGCUACUGUUUGUACACUUAUCAAUAAUGACUACAGAAUUUGCGACAAAGCUCCUUUUCCUACUUUCAAUGGUUCUUAUGCCACUAUUGAUUCAACACCUUCCAAUAGUUCUUACACCUAUUAUGGUUUAGCACCUGUUAAUUAUUUCCUUAUGGGGGUAUCAGUAGUAGGCAUAGUAAUCAUUUCUUCGACUGGGGGAAUAAUUUGGGGCAUUAUUUACAAAAGAAAAAUAAAAAAAAAAGAUCUCAAGUUAUUAAAAGAAUUAAUAGAAUUAGCAACAGUGGAUGAAGUUCUGGGGGAUGAAAUUCUGGGGAAGGAAGAGAUAAAUGAAGGGAAACUUCCUUUAUUUUCUUCAGGUCUUUUUAAAACCUGGUUUAGUGACAAUUGUGCAAUAAUUAUUAGUAAAAAAAGUACAUUGAAAGGCUAUUGCUUGUGGAUUGCUGUCUGCGAAUCAACCUUUGAAAAAAAUAAGACUGAUGUUAAACUAAUAAAGGCUAUAGUGCGAGAUCUAAAAAGUACAUUAGAAAAUAGUGACUACCCAGCUGCGGAAAUACAUAAUAAUGUUUAUGCACCUAAUUUACCAGUUCUUUCGCAAGAUUAUAAAAACAUAGUAAAAAAAACAACAACUUUAACUCCUACCGAUGAUCCUAAUAAUUGA